Messenger RNA from Ostrinia furnacalis (Asian corn borer), 861 nucleotides. Its product is annotated as netrin-3-like. NCBI's taxonomy places the organism in Eukaryota, Metazoa, Arthropoda, Insecta, Lepidoptera, Crambidae. Gene Ontology annotation, molecular function: protein binding. The transcript has 3 exons. The record is from RefSeq and is a predicted model, not a curated record. The coding region runs from base 1 to 255 and encodes 84 amino acids.
AUGGGCAAGCCGUGUAUAAGCUCACGCCUGCGUCGGGGCAGCGUCACGCUCCACGUGCGCGCCAGGGACCUCGCCUGCAAGUGCCCUAAGCUCAAGAUCAACAAGUCGUACCUAAUCCUAGGAGUGGAAAAAGAAGGCUACGCGACGGGACUGCCGGGACUGACGGUCGGCGACCGCACGCUGCUGCUGGAGUGGCGCGACGACUGGCACCGCCGCAUCCGCCGCCUGCAACGCCGCGCCAUCAACUGCCACUAGGCGCCAAGGAUGCCAAGUCAAGUGCCGUUAGUACAGUUACUACGGCACUCCGUUAGUUGCAGAUUAUUUGCCGCUAGUUACAGGUCGUUUGCUAGCUAUAGCGACUGCCGCUAAUCGUAGAAUAACUUCAGCUAGCAGCGGAAUGUCAGCUACAAGACAUUAAGUGACUGCUGCUAGUAGCAGGAUGUCUUGUGGCUGUAGGGUAGCUGCCGCUAGACGCGGUGCCCCUACUAGCCGUAGAAUGUCUUCUUCUAGCUGUAAGAUAUCUGCUGUUAGUUGCAACAUCUACUGCUAGCCUUAAAGUAACUGCUGCUAGCUCAAAAAAAACUGUCGCUAGUUUCAGAGUGUCUGUCACUAGCCGUAAAAUGUCUGUCUCUAGCUGUAAAGUAACUGCCACUAGCAGCAAAGUAGCUGCCACUAGCGACAAAGUAACUACUGCUAGCAGCAGAGUAACCGCUACUACCAGAAGGCAACUGCCACUAAAGUAGCAGCAAAGUAGCUGCCACUAGCGGCAAAGUAACUGCCGCUAGUUACAAAGCCUCUUUUGCUGUCGCUAGUAGUAGAGUGUUUGCUCCGUAAAAUAAUAGCUGCUAAUGGCAGGGAGUC